Messenger RNA from Nymphaea colorata (pocket water lily), 1796 nucleotides. Its product is annotated as probable monogalactosyldiacylglycerol synthase 3, chloroplastic. The record is from RefSeq and is a predicted model, not a curated record. Gene Ontology annotation, biological process: glycolipid biosynthetic process. Gene Ontology annotation, molecular function: hexosyltransferase activity. The coding region runs from base 121 to 1506 and encodes 461 amino acids. The transcript has 8 exons. Lineage: Eukaryota; Viridiplantae; Streptophyta; Magnoliopsida; Nymphaeales; Nymphaeaceae.
CAUGCUGUGGUGGGACGCGGUCAACGGAGCGAGGAGGCGGGUGCCAGGUAGUCACGCCCGGCCGCAGCUCGUUUUUCCGGCGGUUCGUGACCGGUGGGAAGAAAGGAGAGCGGGGAGGGGAUGGUGAUGUCCGUGGCGUCGCCGAGGAAGUCGGUUAGGGAGACGGUGUUCGAGAGCGUGCUGGGCCACCACAGGUGCGCCUCCUCGGCCUCCCUCGCCUCUUCCUCCUCCUCCCAUGGCGGCUGCUCCGACGACGAGAACGACAUGGAGAUGGUGCAGCUGGGCGCCGAGCGCACCAAGAACGUUCUCAUCCUCAUGAGCGACACGGGUGGCGGCCACCGGGCAUCCGCCGAGGCGAUCAAGGAUGCCUUCCGCUUGGAAUUCGGCGACGAGUACAGGGUGUUCGUAAAGGAUGUCUGGAAAGAACACACGGGUUGGCCAUUGAACGACAUGGAGAGAUCAUACAAAUUCAUGGUGAAACAUGUGCAGCUCUGGAAGGUGGCAUUCCAUAGCAGCUCGCCUCGCUGGGUUCACUGCCUCUAUCUUGCUGCGUUUGCUGCAAUUUAUGCCAAAAAGGUGGAGGCUGGUCUAAUGAAGUACAAGCCAGAUAUCAUCAUUAGCGUGCACCCUCUUAUGCAACAUAUUCCUCUUUGGGUGCUCAAAUGGCAGGGCCUUCAUCAGAAGGUGGUUUUUGUCACUGUAAUUACAGAUCUCAACACUUGCCAUCCGACAUGGUUUCACCCCGGGGUGACGAGGUGCUAUUGCCCAUCAGAGGAAGUAUCCAAGAGAGCAUUGCUAGACGGGCUGGAGCCUUCCCAGCUUUGUGUUUACGGUCUGCCCAUUCGCCCAUCCUUCUGUCGAGCAGUUCUGUCAAAGGACGAUUUAAGAGUGGAACUAGAGAUGGACCAGCAACUGCCUGCUGUGCUUUUGAUGGGAGGUGGAGAAGGCAUGGGUCCAGUCAAGAAAACUGCAAAGGCACUUGGUGAAGCUCUCUAUGAUGAAUCCCUUGGUAAACCUAUAGGACAAAUUGUUAUAAUUUGUGGACGAAAUCAGGUCCUUGCCUCUUCACUGAACUCAAUUGAAUGGAAGGUCCCGGUAAAGAUUAGGGGCUUCGAGACACAAAUGGAGAAAUGGAUGGCAGCUUGUGAUUGCAUUAUCACUAAGGCUGGACCUGGCACCAUUGCUGAAGCUUUGAUCCGAGGACUACCAAUAAUCCUCAAUGAUUUCAUCCCAGGGCAGGAAGUUGGCAAUGUGCCGUAUGUUGUUGACAAUGGGGCAGGAGUGUUCUCCAAGAGCCCAAAAGAAACUGCCAAUCUGGUAGCCCGUUGGUUUGGCCCUGAAGCAGAAGAGCUCAGGAGGAUGUCAGAGAACGCGCUCAACCUAGCCCAACCAGAAGCAGUGUUUAAUAUUGUUAGAGACAUCGACGAGCUUUCUCGUGGGUGUGAACCCAUGUCCAAAAUCAAGUAUUCGUUGAUGGCAUCGUCGUUCUACUCUGCUGCCACAUGAUUCUAGCAAAUUCAUUUCUGCAGGUUUGAAGAGUGUGCAAAGAGUGUGCCCAACAUGUACAGCUUGUUUAAAAUCCCUUGUCUAACUGUGGCUUCAAAUGCUGAAGGCAAGUCCUGUAAAAUUUCCAGGCAGUCUGACAAGUUUCUUGUAGUGUGUGCCCUUUGCAGGGUUGUAAGUUUUUUCUUGGUCAGCCUCCAUUCAACCGGGUUGAUCUCCAUUCUUUGUUUUUUUGCUGGUUAUUUUUUCAUUGUAACCUAAAAGUGCAGCAUGGGUAGUGAUAACAUUUUUUA